AUGACACUUCCAGAGGGACUUCGCUACUACAUUCUUCGCGACAAUGUCGCGGUCCCACUUGCUCCGAUCGACCAGUUACCCUUCCAACUCCAAGAUCUCCCGCGCCAACUGACACCUUGUCAAGCUAGCGAUGCUGGCUGGAAACUUGUUGGAAAGACUCAAGUGCGUUCGUCAAUGCUCGCGAUCCAGGCCCCUGCUGCCUUUUUCAGCCAGCCAGUGCCGCCAACAAAGACUACAUAUCUCGCACCCGACCAUGAAGUCCGUGAAAACCCACUCUUCUCAGCACAAGAACUUUGGCCUCUGCGAAAGGUUCCAUCUAAAUCAGUAGUUCAUCCAAAACAAACCAGUCUUCCUCCGACAAACCUGUCUUCCCCGGCACGCACAGCAUUCGUGACCGACGUGAUCGAACCUGUCUGCUCGAGAAAUACACAGCGUCCAAAUCAUUGCACCCUUACACCAUCUCACACUCAGCCUGCCUCAAGAAUGAAGGAGUAUUGCGAUUUCUGGAUGAGAACGGGUGAAUGUAACUACGCAGAUUUCACGAAGUCGAGGGAGGGGAAAGGAUGCAUAUACAAGCAUGAGAUGCCUUCCGAUCGCAACAAACUUCGCGAGCUAGGAUUCCCCCAUGGUGUUCCGAGAUGGUACAAAGAGAAGACUGCCAUCGCUGCUGCCGGCGGCUUGAAUUGGUCGAGAGGCACGGUUCAGGACAGCCAUGACCGAAAGCUCUCAGAAGAACCCCGAGCCUCACGAGCCUUCAGCCCUCCAAAAUUCAUCAACAUUCGCAAUGAAGAGAUGUCGAAAUCGAUGACCGUCGAUCCACAAAAAGCACCUGUUGAAGUUGGAGACCUUAUUUCUUUCGAUGACUCACCUGCUGCAACAACCGCAUCAAGUCCUCAGGCAUUAACCAGCUCUUGCUCAGGCAGCACUUCUGAUGACACCGAGGUCCUUGUCUUCCCGCCGUCGAAACUACUCCUUCAGACCAUGGCUUCCACAUUUCGCGAACAUGUAAUGCAGAUUCCAGAUAAGGCCUCCGAAGACAUGAGUGGAAACCAGCCAGUGAGUGACUCUUCCUUGGCGUCUGACAAUAAGAGCCACGCAAAGCUCUUCACGUCACACCCAAAGCAUAGAUCGCGUCAGCGCAAGCCUGUUGAACAUCCUGCCAACUCUGGUUCCCAAAAUGGCCUAGCCAGAUCCAAGCAUGCCACCAGCAGCAAUUCCAAGAAGGCCGAAAAUCUGAGCAAGGGUGGCAAGCGCCGCGGCAACGGCAUAGAUCCGCAGACUACGAUUACGCAGCGCCAAAGUGCGCUCCACGAGAAAGAUAAGCAGUAG
This is a messenger RNA of Ascochyta rabiei, 1329 nucleotides long. RefSeq lists its product as uncharacterized. The coding region runs from base 1 to 1329 and encodes 442 amino acids. Lineage: Eukaryota; Fungi; Ascomycota; Dothideomycetes; Pleosporales; Didymellaceae. The transcript has a single exon. The record is from RefSeq and is a predicted model, not a curated record.